Molecule: messenger RNA, 5141 nt
Organism: Exophiala viscosa
Lineage: Eukaryota; Fungi; Ascomycota; Eurotiomycetes; Chaetothyriales; Herpotrichiellaceae
Exons: 3
Coding region: 409-4992 (1527 amino acids)
Biological process (GO): negative regulation of transcription by RNA polymerase II
Cellular component (GO): Sin3-type complex; chromatin
Molecular function (GO): transcription corepressor activity
Source: RefSeq, a predicted model, not a curated record
GAUCCCUUCAAGGCACAAGUUUUAGAGUUGGUGGAGAAGCCACUUGGUCGAUACAGGCAACUUGACCGACAAGGGCUCGUCAUGCCUUUUGCUUGCGUGUGAACCCGAACCCCUAGCUGGAGGUUUUCCCCAAGGUGAAUUCGUUAGCAUUACUCGUUCCUCAUCAACACAAGUCACAGCAGGUGUGGAAGGUCCCGUUUGUUCGCGGCUUAGAUCUACUGCUGGUGUUCUACUUGGACCAGCUAUUUUUCGUUCCAGAACUUUUGUUACUCAUCUACCUUUUCUGCUGCAAGGUUCGCGCGACAUCAACACCAAAUGCGACUAUGAGACUUUCACACGCGUGAUCCGAUUAGCAACCAUUCUUUGACCCAAUAUCGACCAGAUUACUUCGCCAUCAGUACCGUUGAGAUGAAUCAAAACCCUGGCGACCACUGGCGCGGUCCCGGAGGACCACCUCAGGGCGAACCACAGCCGCAAGGUAGACCUUUCCAAAACUAUGGACCAACUGGUCCUCCACAACCUCAGGCACAUGUCCUGCCUCCUCCUCCUGCCUCAUUUCAUCAACACCACUCUCAGCCUUCUGGAAGCCACAGUCUUUCCAUCGCAGAUCUGACACAAGGCCCUCCUAAUCACCAGCAACAACAUCAGUACAACACCCAGCCACCUCCUCCUCAGUCCCAAGGUCAUCCGAUGGGAUCGUUGGGGCAUCCCUUACCUCAACACUCGCCUCCGUAUCUCGGACGUGAACGAGAAAUGAGAGAGCUGCGUGAGCGCGAGAUGAGGGAACAUGAAAUGAGAGAAAGAGACAUGAGAGAUAGAGAACUUCAAAGACAACGGGACGAAAUGAUCAUGCGGGAACGGGAACGAGAAGCUCGUGAGCGAGAUCAAAUGGAGCGUAUGCACCAAGAUCACCAGCAGCAACGCCCGGUCCAGAGUCAUGCCUCAAUUCCCAUUCAUCAGCCAGUGGCCUCGAAGAUUCAAAACUCGAUCCAUGGGCCAAAUGGCCUGCUUGCGAAUGGCGGUGCUGGCUCAGUGCCACAUACUGGGCCUCCGCCAUCAUCUGGAAACUCUCUUUUUGGUGGCCCAUCACAACAUGAAUCCCAACGCCCUUCCCAAUUCAUGCAUCAGCAAGUCGGUGGGCCUCCGCCGCAACAAGGUCAGGCCUUCAUGCCAGGCCCGUCACCGAUGCCGGCUCCGGCUCAGCUUGCGCACGGCCAACAGCCUAUACUAAACGAUGCCCUUAGCUAUCUCGACCAAGUAAAGGUGCGCUUCAGCGACCAGCCUGAUGUAUACAACCGAUUUUUGGACAUCAUGAAAGAUUUCAAAAGCCAGGCGAUCGACACACCCGGGGUCAUUGAACGAGUUUCAAACCUCUUCAAUGGCCAUCCGGCCUUGAUCCAAGGAUUCAAUACAUUUCUCCCGCCAGGAUACCGUAUCGAAUGUGGUACAGACGACAAUCCGGAUGCUAUCAGGGUGACAACACCGAGUGGUACAAUGACACAGUCCCUGCAGAAUCGAGGCCGCACUCAAUUUGAACCUGCGGGAAUGAGCCAGGUCAAUGCUCUAACAUCAGGGCGACAAGACCCCUUUGAGAGUCGACAUGGCUGGGGACAGCCACUGGGUGCAUCUCCCGAGGCAAGGCCUGCCGAACUGGCCGGAUUCAAGCCUGCACAGUCUGAGAGACCCAUGGAGGAAGCUCUGAGUGUCCUAGGCCAACAGGAUCAACGUGGCGUCUCAACACUGCAAAAUGCAGUGACUGCUGUCACAAAUGGCGCAACAAGACCAGCUCUGGCCGUCUCUCCCGGUCCUGGUCAGAAUGGGCCUUAUAACCAGCAAGGUGGUUCAUUUUCCGGCAACUCGUCCUUAGGUGAAUUGAAGCGCGGCGGGCCUGUCGAAUUCAAUCAUGCUAUCAGCUACGUGAAUAAAAUCAAGAACCGCUUCGCACAGCAACCCGAGAUCUACAAGCAAUUCCUUGAGAUCCUGCAGACCUACCAACGAGAAUCGAAACCGAUUCAGGACGUCUAUGCUCAAGUCACUCAACUCUUCAUCUCGGCACCGGAUCUGCUUGACGAUUUCAAACAGUUCCUUCCAGAGUCUGCGGCGCAGGGCAAAGCGCAAGCUGCAAAAGCAAUGGCCCAGGAAGAUCAGACGAGUAACGUGCGUGGUGAAUCAGGCUACACUUCUGGUUCACUACCUCAGGCUCAGACACCACGGCCUACUUCGAAGAUGCCGCCUAUGGGUCAGUUCGAUCCUCCAAGCACCAGCAAAGACAACAAGAAGCGCAGAGGAGGGCCGGGUGCCACUCUUGUAAACCAAGCUUCUACACAGUCGGCUGCCGACGCCAAUCUUUCACAAGGUCCUCGAGCUGGGCAGGUCCAAGUCGGAAAUGCUAACAAACGCCCCAAAAUCGCAUCGCAGCGUCAACCCCCUUCGGAUGCGGUGGUCACCUCGCCGACACUCGUCCCUCAGUUGCCGGAGCCCUUGCCGCCUUUCCCCAAUCUCUCUACUACUCAGGAAGAGCUUGGCUUCUUCGAUAGGGCUAAGAAGCAGAUCGGCAAUCGUGCCAGCUACGCUGAAUUCAUGAAACUCCUCAAUCUUUUCAGUCAAGAUCUGAUUGACAAGUACACCUUGGUUGACAGAGUUGGUUCUUUCAUUGGGGGUAGUCCGGACCUCAUGAAGUACUUCAAAGAGUGGCUCGAUAUUGAAGAUCAGGAGGAGGUGGUUGAGGCACGUAUCCGACCUGAUCCCGGCCGUGUCAAUCUGUCACAUUGUCGUGCUCUUGGUCCUAGCUAUCGUCAUCUACCAAAGCGGGAUCAAGACAAGCCUUGCAAAGGGCGCGAUGGUAUGUGUUACGAGGUCCUCAACGAUGUUUGGGCUUCUCACCCAACCUGGGCCUCGGAAGACUCUGGCUUCGUUGCCCAUCGUAAGAACCAAUACGAAGAGGCUCUACACCGCAUCGAAGAAGAACGACAUGACUACGACUUCCACAUCGAAUCAUGUCAGCGGACUAUCCAACUCAUGGAACCCAUAGUUCAGCAGGUUUUUGUAAUGAAUGACGCGGACAGAGCGGGGUUCACCUUACAACCCGGCUUGGGUGGUGCUAGCGAAGCCAUUCCUAAACGUAUCAUCAUGAAAGUCUAUGGCCGAGAAACCGGAGCUCGCGUCCUCGAAGAAAUGUAUGCGCGUCCUGUGGCCGUGCUGCCCAUUGUCCUCUCAAGGCUCAAGCAAAAGCUUGAAGAAUGGAAGCAGGUUCAGCGCGAAUGGGAAAAGGUGUGGCGUGAUCAAAUACACAGACAAUUUUGGAAGAGUCUUGAUCACCAAGGGCUCAACGUCAAAAACCACGACAAAAAGAUUUUUCAGCCGAAGACAUUGACGAGCGAGAUUCAGGCCAAGUACGAAGAAGCGAAAAAGAAUCGGGAAAAUGGCAUCGCUUCGAAAAAGCAUCAACUCGAAUAUGUCUUUAGCGAUCUGGAUGUGGUUGCAGACGUGACGCGCUUGAUACUUGUUUGCCUCGAGUCUGAUCGUGGCCAAUAUAAUGGAAGCGAACGAGAUAAGGUCCGGGCAUGGUUCACAGACUUUGUCAUACGCUUCUUCGGACUUGAUGCCGAGACAUUCCACGAACAGGUUGGUACGGAGGCCUUGAGGAACCAAGAUCCAGAUGAUGGUCUCGAUGGCCAUGAGAGUGAUGCUCAUCCACCCACAAAAAGCAAAACCCAACGCAAAUCGGACUGGCUUAGAAGGAUGGCACUUGAACGGAGACACGGCAAGGAAGACAGCGUGGCAUCUGCAAGCAAAGAAUCGACACCCAUGCCGGGAGCCGGGAGCGAGAUGGAGCUGGACGAAGACAUUGCAGUCUCAGAAAUCGAUGAUACGCCACAACGCCCAUGGAUCAACGUUUCCAAUCACGACUCCUCUGCACGACAUCUUGCGAUGGAUGAACCAUAUUCACAUACGACCUUUAAUCUUUACGCAAAUGCUAACAUCUAUUGCUUCUUCCGGCUCUUUGAGACGAUGUACUCUCGAGUACUUGCCAUCAAGCUCAACGAGGCGAAUGUGCAGGAGGCUAUUGCAAGAUACAAAGGCGUCGGAGCAAAGAUGAAGCCGGCGAUCGACCUUCGAAUGAUCGACAAGGGUCCUGACGACUUCUUCGCGAGUACCGACGGAAAACAAAGCUACUACAGUCAGAUACUACAAAUGUGUGAAGAGAUUCUCAUGGGUCACGGCGAUCUGAAUCACCUGGAGGAGACGUUGCGCCGUUAUUACAACAAGACCGGGUGGCAACUUUACACCAUCGACAAACUCGUUGCAGCAGUCUUACGAUUUGUGAUGACCAUUCUCGGCGGCGACGCGAAGGACAAAAGCGUUGAGAUCACGAAUCUCUUUAUGCGAGAUAGGGAGCGUGGAGAGACUACGAGAAAACAGGAGAUCCAAUACCGCAAGCAGGUUGAACGGUUGUCCAAGGACGGCGAGGUCUACCGUAUCAGCUAUACGCCUGACGUUCGGCGGUGUACCAUUCGUCUUUUCCCGGCAGAAGAUGCGACCUUCGAUAGUGAUGCGCUGUCGGACGAAGCUCGUUGGCAGUACUAUGUUGCGUCGUACACCAUGACUGACGCCACCGAAGGAGUGGAGCAAUCCAGAAUGCGAAAGGCUCUCCUACAGCGCAAUAUUGCACCACAGAAUGCCAACAUCGAAUCUGCUUACCAAGAAGUGUUUGGCGAUCUUGAACACAUAGACGAGCAGACAGCGUUCAUCAGCCCGGAAACUUACAAGCUUAUAUUGAAGGAUCAAUAUGGUUUUGCCCGUCAACACCCAGUGGACGCAUCCAACGGCAAACGGUACGAAGCCGGAAAGAUCGAGGAGAGUGAAAAGUACCGAGAGAAGUUCGUACGUAAUACAGCCUGGAUGAAAGAUCAACGAGCAGAGGAUGUCGAGCGCAGGAAAGCUGCCUGGGAGAAGGGUGUUAGGGAAGGAUUUUCUACGGUUGAUGAGUGACCACAUGGGUCAUAAUGAUGCUGGCCGGAGGUUCCAUGUUGUAUCACGGUUGGACCCGGCCAGGCCGGCACUCGGGAGCGACUAUUUUGCGCAACAGUCAUCGCUGCGAAGGACUUGAGAUAGCUAUGACAUUGAAGAAGGACGAACCA